GUCUAUGUGGUCAGAAAUUCUGUUUGUGUGCUGACAGCCAGAGACUGACAACAUCUUCAGCUCCUUUCACAACAGGCAACAAAGACCCCGAGUGCAAAGCUGCUUCCAAUACAGGUGACACAGAGAAAGAGAGAGACAGCGAAGAGGGGCUGGGAAAAAAGAUAUGAGGGAAGCAGGAAAGGAAGGUGGGAGGGUGAAGCUAUCACCUACAAGUACAAGAGAGAGGCUGAGCGAGAGAGAGAGAGAGAGAGAGAGAGAGAGAGAGAGAGAGAGAGAGAUGAGAGCUGGCUGGUGAAUAUUGGCUGGUAUUGUCGGGGAAGGAGGGGCCAGCUGUAAAGCUGUAAUGGGCUCCAGCUUGUGCAGUGGUGCCGAUCCCCACAUUUCCUCCAACCCAGCCGCUUUUCCUCUCUCUGCAGACACACAUGUACAUGCGCUGGGCUGGCACCGCUCCAGCAGAGCCUUGAGACAUUCUCGAACGGAUUUUUCAGAUUUACCACCCCACCAUCAGACUGAAUGACAUUGCUUUUCUCUUUGGAAAUGCAUGGCUCCACUUCAUUCAUCUUCAAAUGCUCAAGCAAGCUGGAUUACAUCCCAAAUCUCCAGAUGUGAGGAGCAGAAACAUCAUUAACAGUGGACUAAUACGCACUUUAAAGAUUUCUUUUAUAUCCCGAGGUUCUGUUGAAUCUGUAUUUCUCUCGGAAGCUGGGCAGAUGUAGGGCAGCAUUCAAUUCAUUCCCUGCUGAAGAUCAGAUACUUCCCCUUCACCCCUUUCAAUCAUCCUUCCGUCAUGCGAUGGAGAGAACAGUCCUUGUAGACUGACAUACUGUUCGGCGAAAGAGCUAAGCUCACCUCAGUAGUGCGAGAGAGACAUGAUCUGACAGGUGCACUCUCUCAUUCAUUUUCUGCCAUGAACAUGCAGCUGGAAUUCUGGGAAGAAAGGAAGAGGGCUGGUUUGAUGUGAUCAUAUCUGCAAAGUGAGUGCAAAUGAGAGGUGGGAUUACAGCCUCACUUUAAAGAGGACAAGGAAAAGAUGAUGACACAGUCAUAGAGUGCUUAUGUAGAUAAAUACAUGCAGGUGUCAAAUACAACAUGCUGUGGAUAGGAAAUAUGAAAUUAGGUAUGGCACCAGCAUCCAUAGACUUGCAGUUAUAAUAGCGGCUAAUGAACAUCUAAACACAUCCGCAUUAAAAUUGUAAUCUUAAUUAAUGAUGGAACGGAAAUACACAAGUCUAGAAUCGCAGCAGGCACUAGUUACAGACUCAAGCAACAUGUUUUAAAGCACUUCAAAUAGCAUGACGUGCAUGUCUGUGCCUAGAGAGCGUUGUUAUAUGUAAAUGAAGGAAACAAGCUCUCUAAUAAUAGAAUCAGAGUGUGAAGGAAAGCAUCUCUCAGGGGAAUACGGAGUGGCGGAAAGUAAACAUUUGUUUAUUGCAUCUUUUAUUUAAUAAUUCAUGUCUUAGUCUACGACUUUGGCGGAGGCACCAGGGAGUUCACGUUAGGCAGAUCAUCUAUUUGAUGAGAUUGUUCAGACACGGCGGGAUCUGUAAAUUGAAUCCUGUCACAACGUGCUGCUGGCUGCUUGUUUCAAGUGUUGUUUCAACAUUAUCUGUCUAAUAAUAUAUCUGAUUCGCAUCAUCAUAUGUGAAGUUUCAAAGCCAAAAACAUUAAACUAACUUUCCUGAGUGUGUAGGAAAUUCAAAGCUGACUAAAAGCACACAGACAUCAGAGGCUCCAUUCAUCAGUGAUCAAACCUUGACUUUCUCACGGCUGGAUGCUGCAGCGUCUCUGAUCCCGUUUCCCGGGUUGGACCUCAAUUAAAACAGCAGCCGGGCCUGAAUGAGGGAAGCAGACAAAGAAAAGAACAUCAAAGCCCUUUUCAUGGAGUGCAGAGUCUUAACAUCUGAUCUCAGGGAGGGAUUACUGUAAUUGGACGGCAGGGAUCGACACCUACGUCGGAGAAUCAGGAAGCGAAGAGCAUCGAGGAACCGCACCCCCUCAGGAAACCACGAGCCACGAUGGGCUGCAACAUGUGUGUGGUGAACAGGCCGGAGGAACAGUACAGGAUCAUGUUUCAGAAGGGAAACACUCUGCGUCCCAUUGAUGCAGAAGUAAAGCUCAAAGGCAGAAGAACAUCUCACCUGUCCCAGGACAAAGAUGGGCAACCUUAUGACCCUCUCCUGCUUCAGGUGGUAUGUAAGGGCCACAGGAGGAGAUUGGGUGCAGCUGCUGGCACGGCUCGGCUCAUGGCUAUCACAGAAUGUGUGGACAACGGCACCCAGACCGACAUCAGCUUCCAGAACUUCCUGAAUGGGGACAGAGGGUCUUACCCGAGCAGUGGAUCACCCAUGCCCCCACCAUCCCCUCCCCUCGCACAGUUGGUGGAGCCAUACCUGCUGAAUGACCUUGGUUCUCUGGGGCAAGAAUAUAGUGAUCCAAAUGACUACUUCAAUGUUGCCAACCAUGAGGUGGAUCAACAAGAGGAACUAGAAUAUGAGGAGGUGGAGUUGUAUAAGUCGAGUCAGCAGGAUAAACUGGGGCUAACAGUCUGUUACCGGACAGAUGAUGAGGAAGACCAAGGCAUCUACAUUGGGGAAGUGAAUCCAAACAGCAUAGCAGCAAAAGAUGGAAGAAUCAGGAAGGGGGACAGGAUAUUACAGAUAAAUGGGAUGGAAGUGCAGAACCGAGAGGAAGCAGUGGCCAUCCUGACCCGUGAGGACAGCACCAACUUCUCAUUACUGCUGGCCAGACCAGAGAUAGAGACGGACACUCAUUUGGACCCAGAGGAGAUUGACUGUGAGUUACCUGUAGGGAUGAGUGUGGACAGCCUUAAUACGUCCCAUCUGCCCGGCCUUUACCAUUUCCGCCAACAGAGACCCCAAGCAGGCAUUCCUGAGGAAACCCUACAUCCAGAGACACCCAUACUCAGCUUAGCAACCCUAAGCAACAGUCAAGAGCUCGACAGUGGUGUGGGGCGAACAGAUGAGAGCACAAAGAACGAAGAAUCCUCCGAGCAUGACAUCCUUCUAGGCGAUGAGCAGACCAGCACCUCCAACACAAAUGCCACUAACACACCUGGCAGCCUGCGCAAGUUUAGACCCGGCAGAAGCGGCGGAGGAGGGAGCGACACGCCAUCGCCUCUGUUCCCUCUCCGAGAACUCCACCUUAGCACAGACUCACUGGACUGUGGAAGCAUUGGUGGUGGGUACCUUCACGAUCCCGUCAGUGGGAUGAUAAUGCCAGGCCUGACAGAAGAGGAAUGCGAGAGGUACAGGCAGCUUCUGGAAAUCAAGUGUCGCUAUGAGAAGAGGAUGAAGAAAGUGCAGCAGGUUCAAGAAAUAGAUCAGAAAGAAGGAGAGACACAAGAAGAAGCUGAGAAUAGGGAGGAGACUCUGGAUGAGAACAGUAACGAGAACCUGACUCCACAUGAGAUGGCGCUUCUGGAAGAGGAAAUGAGGCACCUUGAGUUCAAGUGCCGGAACAUUCUACGAGCACAGAAGAUGCAGCAGUUAAGAGAACGCUGUUUAAAAGCCUGGCUGAUGGAGGAAGAAACAUCUGGCCGGGCAUCUGCAGAACCUCAGGGGUCUCCAUUGCAUGAGCUGUCUGACAUCAACGAACUUCCAGAGAAGGAACGUUCAGACAAGGACAGCACCAGCGCUUACAACACUGGGGGAGAGAGCUGCAGGAGCACACCUAUGGUGAAUGAGCAUCAACUUCCAGUUUCUCAAAUCGAUGAGUCCACAAGUCCUCUGCCAAUCAGACACAGGGACCGACCAACCUGGAGUGAAAGAGGACGAGCAAGCCUCAACAGUUCAUAUUCGCCAAGCAGCUACAAGAAGUUUCAGACUAACACCCCUGUGAACCAGAAAUUCUGCUCACUCACAAGAGAAGGAACCGUCCGUCGCAUGCCUGAAGGAGUGACACAGGAUGUAAAUUCUAGGGUGAGUGGCCAUAACAGGAAUGGAGGUCGUAGCGCGGAGUCAAGUCCUUACUUCACUCGACGCCGUCAUUCCAACUGCUUCACUCCAGAACGCUACCAGAGCUGCAUGCAUCUGGGAUCCUCACUUUCUGAGAGUUCUGGACCCUUGGAUAGAGCUGUGGAAGGAGAAAGUGAGGCACCAGUGGGCGGCAGUGACCGUGAGGACCAUGGGAAUAGCAUGUUUGGGUCGUUGCCUCACCCCAGCCCAGUGAAGCUUUCUCUGGCCUUACCUUUGCCACUUCCCCCUGCAUCACCACGCAUGGAGUGGAAGGUGAAGAUAAGAAGCGAUGGGACCCGCUAUGUGGCCAAACGUCCUGUCCGAGACCGACUCUUGAAAGCCCGAGCUAUGAAGAUCCGUGAGGAGCGUAGCGGAAUGACGACUGAUGAUGACACAGUAAGCGAAAUGAAGAUGGGUCGCUACUGGAGCAAAGAAGAGCGUAAGCAACAUCUGCUGAGGGCCCGUGAGCAGCGCAGACGCAGAGAGUUUAUGAUGCAAAGUCGCUUGGAAUAUAUGCGAGAACAUGGUUUGGAUAUGGGCAAGGAGAGCCAGUCGGAGUCUGGCCAGAACCCAGCCUCAAUCCUGGAGCUCAGUCAGAAAAAGAGCUCCAAGAAGCGCAACCGACGCAUACUGGACAACUGGAUCACCAUCCAAGAGCUACUUGCACAUGGCUCUCGCUCUCCAGACGGGACGAAGGUGUAUAAUCCUCUUCUGUCUGUUACCACAGUCUGAAAGGAUGGUGAGGAAGGACAACAGGAAAAGAAUCUAUUUUACCGAAUUAUCAAAUACUUUCUUGAACAGUUCUCAACAGUUUCAAGGGUCAUCUGUCUACAUUACUAAUAUGGCUGAGCAACAUCUGGCAACUAAUGCUCUUAUUAAUUCCAAACAAUCAUUUUGUAACAAGUACUUGAAGUUAAAAUAUCUUAAAGUCCCUGAAACAAGAUGAAUUUACUUGAGAAGCAACACUAGAUAAAACUUGUUUUCAUAGAUACUUAUCUAUUGUUUUAAAAUUGAUUAUACUCAUGUAAAAUAUACAUUAUUUUAAGUCUUAAUGUUGUUUCUCAAGUAAAUGUACCUUUCAAAGAUUUUUAGUUUUUUUGGAAAACAAAUAAAAAACACUAAUUAAAAAGUCUAGAAUUUGUUUACGGGUGGCGGUACUUUUAAGUUUGAGGAAAAGCUCGAUUUUCUUGAUUAAUGAAUGUCACAUUGUAUUGCUUCUCAAUAGACAUCAUCACUCCUCUGAGGUCAAGCAUCUGCUUUCAAGGAUUUCUGUUUGACUUUAAACUGAAAACAGCACAUGGCUGAGUGACAAAGACACUCAAAAGAUUAUGAAUGUUGACUGAACGUACACAGACAAGCACAACGCACACACCACAAACUGUACAAGCAGACAGGUCUUAAUCAA
Molecule: messenger RNA, 5379 nt
Organism: Cyprinus carpio (common carp)
Lineage: Eukaryota; Metazoa; Chordata; Actinopteri; Cypriniformes; Cyprinidae
Gene: pdzd4
Product: PDZ domain-containing protein 4
Molecular function (GO): protein binding
Source: RefSeq, a predicted model, not a curated record